AUGUAAUACGUUCCUUUGACAACACAUCUUAAUGCUUUGGCUCAAUUAUAUUUGCAAUGUGCUAGUUUAUCUGAAAGAUGUGAUAAGUUAGCAAGAGGAGAGGAAAUAAUCAAUGAAGAUAAGUAAAUCCAGAAUCAUAAAGAUCAAGGGACAAUAGAAAUUGAUUGUGGUCCAGCAGUACUGUAAACUUAGGAGGGUAAUAAAUAGAGACAUAUAGAAUCAAGAUCAAAUACACCUAUUGAGAUAAAGUAAUUUCAUAAUGAUAAGAUAGCAUAGUUGAUGAAGAAGAGGAGGAGAUUGAAAGAAAAAAUGAUAAUCCAAUAUCUAAUUAAACAAAAAAGAUAAAAAGAGCUUAAAUUUAAUAAGAGACUAAACAAUAAUAGAUAUAGUGUUCCUAAUGUAAAUAACUAUUUAAGAAUCAUAAAUAAAUGAAGAAGCAUUUUGAUAGAGCUCAUAAUACUAAAUCUGUAAAGAAAGUUAAUAAGAAAUUAUAACAAGAAUUCAUGGUUUAACUUUGA
This is a messenger RNA of Paramecium pentaurelia, 518 nucleotides long. Lineage: Eukaryota; Ciliophora; Oligohymenophorea; Peniculida; Parameciidae. The record is from the annotation of a GenBank genome assembly.